UGCUGGUUCUGCCUAGAUUCUUGAACCUCUCGAUGCCAGAUGGUAGUGAUUUUCAACCUUCCUCAUCUGGAAAUACAGAUUUGAAAGCUCGUUUGUCAAACUUGAAGGUGACUACCCUCUUCCUCCCCAACCCAGAAGUCAUAGAAGUGGUUAAAUAAAUAAAAUCUGGAGGAGACACUGAGAAUUCAAAUAGGCAAGUUGGAAAGAAUGAUGAUUGGUGGGGAGAUAGCCAAUUUUAAUGCCAGAGUUACUUCUAGCUAUGAGAUUUGAGCCCAGUUAAGGUCUCCGUUUUCCUUUGUAAGGAGGGAUUCCUUCAGUACUCUGACAAAUGUGUGGCUGCCUACUCUUGUGGUAAACAGGAGGCACUGGGAUUAGAGAGAUAAGAGGUGUCACCCGGGACUCCUCAGGUCUUAGAAUUUAGGGCCCAGGUUCUAAAAACCAUUGUGCGUAGGAAUUAACUGGAUAAAAUGUGGGUCUCAAGUCUAGCCUGGAGCCAUCUUUGUUCACAAAAGCAUAUUGUGCCUUUGCAAGUUUAAUGGAGUUGAUUGCAUGUUAGAUCUUGUUAUAGAAUAAAAGUAGUGACUGAUUAUUUGAAAGCAUGGAAUCUGGAUGGAUACCUGGGGGUCAGUAUGGUACUGUGCACCCUGCUCUGGGAGAUGCAGGGGUAGAGAGGCUCACUGUGCCUCUUGCCUGGUAACAAUGUGGUUAAGGCAUACCCAGGGGGUUUGGUGACUCCUCCCUGGGAAGAAAGAUGCACUAGAUAUUUGAUCAACACCCCUAUAAUUACUAUAGUGUGCAACAGUGACUUCCUAUUUGUUUUAGAAGCUCAGCUUUGUUGUAGAAACCCUUAGAUUUCUUUAACAAUCUUUGGAGGGCUUCCAAAUCAGCUUAGAGAGAUUCCACACAUACAGGAAAAAAAAAAAAAAGUCUUUUGAUUAGCUGAUCUUUAUGGGCAAAUAAUCUCCAUGAAAAGUUCCCCUAAUCGUUUUAGCCUUAUGGAAAAUGCCCGUAGGUGCUACAGCCCUAGGCCUAGUCCUCAGCGAAGACCCAUUAAACAACAACAAUGGUAAAACAACCCAUAAAGGCUGAUCAGUGAAGAUGAUUUUUGGCUCCUUCUCUCUGUUCACGCACACACAGCACCUAUUGCUUCACCUUCUGUUCACCUAAGAGUCUGCAGGAUGGUUUUGGUGAGAGUGAAAUGUGUGCCAAAUACCCAGCACAUAAUAGAUAUCCAAUAGUUUUCUGAAAUAAAAGCACAGCAUAAAAUGUUCAAACACAUCAAGCAAGUUAGAUAAACAAGUCCUUUAAAAAAAAAUUCCCUGAAACAGUACUGCAGAAUAAUACAAACAUUUUGACGUCAUAUUAAAAGUUGAACACAUUGUUGUUCUAACUUUGCAUUUAGAAGUUCCAGAACAUGGGUCCCCAAAGCAGUGACUUGAAAGAGAAGGCUGCUGGUUAUUUAUAGCUGUGUUUAGCUGUCUACCACCCUCACAAACCCAGGAAAGAAACUUAAAAACCCAAGAGUCUGGUUUCAAGACAAGCCUCCCUGCCUCGGGGAACAAUUACUGUCAGAUUUACAACGCAGAUAAUUGGGAGCGGAUGUGGAGAAAUGGUACUUUCCUCCACCUGCAGUUUUAAAAGAAAGAUUACCCCCCCUCCUGUUUUGGAACAUGGAUUGGCCCAUCGUGUGUUUAACUAGUAAAUGAAGCCUGGAGUGGAGGGGAGGAGAGAGGGAGCCAGCCACACUCUGUUCUUGCUUCCGGUGUGUGACUCCAGAGACACACAGUUGGUCUCAGCCUGGCUGGGAAAAGAAGCCUGGGAUGUAACCCCGGCAGACGGGAGCCUCAGUCUACCCAGCUGAGGUUUGAAGCUGAGAGAUCUCAGCACAGCUAAGGAACAGAAUUGGAAGCAGAGAGCCCUGGCGUAAGGCAGGUGACAAGCAUUAUCACCCCAGCUGUGCACGAUGCAGCAGAUGCAACCAGAUGUUCACAGAAGGAGAGGAAAUGUAUCUUCAAGGUUCUACUGUUUGGCAUCCCGACUGUAAACAGUCUACCAAGACAGAGGAAAAGCUGCGGCCAACCAGAACCUCCUCUGAGAGUAUUUAUUCUAGACCCGGUUCCAGCGUCCCUGGCUCACCAGCCCACACCAUCUAUGCAAAAGUAGACAAUGAAAUCCUGGAUUACAAGGAUUUAGCAGCCAUUCCCAAGGUCAAGGCGAUUUAUGAUAUUGAACGUCCAGAUCUUAUUACCUAUGAGCCUUUCUACACUUCGGGCUAUGAUGACAAGCAAGAGAGACAGAGCCUUGGAGAGUCUCCAAGGACUUUGUCCCCUACUCCAUCGGCAGAGGGUUACCAGGACAUACGGGAUCGGGUGAUGCACCGGUCCACCAGCCAAGGCUCCAUCAACUCCCCUGUGUACAGCCGCCAUAGCUACACUCCCACCACGUCACGCUCUCCCCAGCACUUCCACAGACCUGGCAAUGAGCCGUCCAGCGGCCGGAACUCCCCUCUCCCUUACCGGCCCGACAGCCGCCCUCUAACUCCAACUUACGCUCAGGCCCCUAAACAUUUCCAUGUUCCAGAUCAAGGGAUCAACAUCUACCGAAAACCACCCAUCUACAAACAGCAUGAUGCAGCUGCCUUGGCAGCCCAGAGCAAGUCUUCAGAAGAUAUCAUCAAGUUUUCCAAGUUCCCAGCAGCCCAAGCGCCAGACCCCAACGAGAUACCAAAGAUUGAAACGGACCACUGGCCUGGUCCCCCCUCUCUGGCCGCCGUAGGAACUGACAUGAGACGCAGAUCUAGAGAGGAAGAUGAAGAGGAACUUCUGAGACGCCGGCAGCUUCAAGAAGAACAAUUGAUGAAGCUUAACUCAGGCCUGGGGCAGCUGAUCCUGAAGGAGGAGAUGGAGAAGGAGAGCCGGGAAAGGUCAUCCCUGUCUGCCAGUCGCUAUGAUUCUCCCAUUCACUCAGCUCCGCAUGCCCCAUCAUCUAAAACCUCGUCUCUCCCUGGCUAUGGAAAAAAUGGGCUUCACAGGCCUGUUUCCACGGACUUUGCUCAGUAUAACAGCUACGGGGACGUCAGCGGGGGAGUGCGAGACUACCAGACCCUUCCAGAUGGACACAUGCCAGCCAUGAGGAUGGACCGAGGUGUGUCCAUGCCCAACAUGUUGGAACCAAAGAUAUUUCCAUAUGAAAUGCUCAUGGUGACCAAUAGAGGGCGCAACAAAAUCCUGAGGGACGUGGACAGAACCCGGCUGGAGCGCCACCUCGCCCCAGAAGUGUUUCGGGACAUUUUUGGAAUGUCCAUUCAGGAGUUUGACAAGUUACCUCUUUGGAGACGCAACGACAUGAAGAAAAAAGCCAAACUCUUCUAAGUCCCACACAUACACAGCAAUUAGAAAAGGACUGGCAGUGGCGAUGAUGCCAAUGAUGUUGUAGUAAGGUCCAAACUUUAAUUGGAGAAUUUACGAUGUACCAUCCCUCAGCAGCAACACCAAGGGAAAGGUCUGGCCACACAGUACCCAGAGCCAAAUACUGGGCCAACCAACAGUAACACUUGCCAAGCAGCAAUGGUAGAAAUUUCUAUGUUCCCCAAACACAGCAGUAAUGUUCACAGGUGACCUUUCUACAUGACAUACUGAUCACAACAGGACCCGCCUGCCUUUCUUCUUCCUUCCUUCCUUCCUUCCUUCCUCCCUUCCUCCCUUCCUCCCU
Messenger RNA from Perognathus longimembris pacificus (Pacific pocket mouse), 3711 nucleotides. It is a transcript of the gene Ablim1, whose product is annotated as actin binding LIM protein 1. NCBI's taxonomy places the organism in Eukaryota, Metazoa, Chordata, Mammalia, Rodentia, Heteromyidae. Gene Ontology annotation, molecular function: actin filament binding. Gene Ontology annotation, cellular component: actin cytoskeleton; stress fiber. Gene Ontology annotation, biological process: cilium assembly; lamellipodium assembly; cytoskeleton organization. The record is from RefSeq and is a predicted model, not a curated record. The transcript is spliced from 18 exons. Bases 1983 to 3371 code for a protein of 462 amino acids.